Colletotrichum spaethianum is the source of this 1782-nucleotide messenger RNA. RefSeq lists its product as uncharacterized. The coding region runs from base 1 to 1782 and encodes 593 amino acids. NCBI's taxonomy places the organism in Eukaryota, Fungi, Ascomycota, Sordariomycetes, Glomerellales, Glomerellaceae. The record is from RefSeq and is a predicted model, not a curated record. The transcript has a single exon.
AUGACCGCAAGUAGCGCACCGACUACUUCCGACCCUGCUGGACCAUCUGACACCAGCAGCGCCUACACGAGGUUGCACAUCACUCCUUUCGACCAGGACCUCUUGAAAAUUGUCGUUCCGCCUUCGGCCUUGCCCAACGCCCGUAACAUCUCCUUCCACACGCUCGAGACCUUCCCCGAGAAGCGCUACGGCUUCGUCGAACUUCCCGAGCCAGACGCCGAGAAACUCAAGAAGAAACUCAACGGCGCUGUGCUGAAAGGGGUCAAGAUGCGCAUCGACAAGGCUCGCCCGGUAGAGGAUUACACACCUGUCCCCGAAGGUGAAGAGACUGGAAAGAAGCGAAAGAAGAAGUCAAAGGACAAGGAGGAGAGAAAGAGGCAGAAGCGCGACGACAAUGUCGUUGAGGGUGUUCAGCUGCGCGAUCGCAAGGUCAAGCGAGGAUGGACGGUCCCCGAGGAGGCCAAGAUAAGGGAGAAGAAGAGCAAGAAGGACAAGGAAAAGAAGGAGAAGAAGGACAAGACCAAGAAGCGCGAGGAGCGAUCCAAGUACACUGAAAAAGAGGAGUGUCUGCUGAAGACCAAGCUGCCCGCCAAGCAACUCCCGGCGACAACCGAACCAGAGGACGAAACCGAACGCAAAAAGCGCAAGAAGAAGUCGAGGGAGGUUAUCAUUCACGAGUUCGAGAAGACGACAAAGUUCCCCACGUUUCUCAAGGCGACCAAGCCCGCGCCAGCUGAGUCGCUCACAACCGAGUACAUCGAAGGCAAAGGAUGGGUUGACGCCGAGGGGAAUGUUAUCGAGCCGCCCAAGACAAGGAGGACUGCAACCGCACCGGUGCCCGAGUCCAAAGGACCCAAGCCAUCGAAAAAGGCCAAGGCUCCUACACCGCCGCCGCAGGAUGAAGAUUCCACAAGCAGCAGCGGCACGUCGUCCGAUGAGGAUACCUCUUCAGACGAAAGCUCAGGCGAUGAAUCGGAACCGGUCAAGGCGACGCCCGUCGGGACAGCGCCUGUGACACCCGCGAAGCAGACGCCGAGACCGCCGCGCAAAGAAGAUGAUACGACCAGCAGCAGCGGCUCCUCGUCUGAUGACAGCAGCUCUGACAACGGUUCAGACGACGACGACGAAGAAAUGGGCGAUGAUGCAAAGCCUACUAAGCAAGCCGUAUUCGGAACUCCUCUGUCUGCCAUCAAGGCCGCCGAUGCGUCGCGACCCAGAUCCGCUGGCUCCAAUGUCAGCCUUACCAUUAAGAUACCCCCGCCAUCCACCCCGUCCCAGGUCCACCCUCUUGAGGCCCUCUACAAGCGCCCGAAGCAGGGCGAUGGUGAAAACCCCCAAACGGCCAAGGAGGCGGAGCCUUUCAGCUUCUUCGGCGGCGGUGGCGACAACGAUGACCUGGAAGAGGAGGAAGACGUCGCACCGGCCAGCCAGCUUCCCAUGACCCCUUUUACCGCACAGGAGUUUGAGUGGCGUAACGUUAGAAGCGCAGCGCCCACACCUGACACGGCACACCCGAACCACACGAAGCCGUUUUGGGCCAUUGGCGCCGAGGGCGAUGAGGACGAGGAGGACGAGGAGACGCGGGAGGAGAUCGAGGCUACGUUGAACGCGGAGCGGAACGCCGAGGCCGAGAGCGGCAGCGCGGGCCCCGGCGGCGACUUCCAGAAGUGGUUCUGGGACAAUCGCAAGAACCUCAAUCAGUCGUGGAUGAAGCGCCGGAAAACGGCUGCUAAAGAGAGGCGGCACCGGGACAACAAGUCUCGCGCUUCGAAAGCUGUGUAG